CUGAUACUCAGGAUUAGGUAGCAUCUUCUACUCUUGUCCCCUUGUGCUCACACCUGUUUUCUGCACGGUGCUCUCUAUGUUCACAUGAGGAGAGGAGAAGGACAAUCCCUUCUCCGGCUCUCCAUACCAAUAAAUAUAGUCAGAUACUGCUGCAUCGUCUCCAUCUAGUAGUGGAGGAAGAGGAGAAAGGGGUAGCAGUCAGCCAUGGCGACGGCCAAGCCCAUCCUGUACGGCGCCUGGAUCAGCUCUUGCUCUCACCGUGUCCGGAUCGCUCUCAAUCUCAAAGGUGUGGACUACGAGUAUAAGGCAGUCAAUCCUCGGACAGAUCCAGACUAUGAAAAAAUAAACCCGAUCAAAUACAUACCAGCAUUGGUAGAUGGGGACUUUGUUCUAUCUGAUUCUCUCGCUAUCAUAUUGUAUCUGGAAGAUAAGUAUCCUCAGCAUCCUCUAGUACCUAAAGAUAUCAAAACGAAAGGUCUCGAUCUUCAGAUUGCGAACAUAGUUUGCUCAAGCAUCCAACCUCUCCAAGGCUACGGCGUAAUUGGUUUACAUGAGGGUAGGUUGAGCCCCGAUGAGAGCCUUGAGGUGGUUCAACGUUAUAUUGACAAGGGCUUCAGAGCAAUAGAAAAGCUCUUGGAUGGAUGUGACAGCAAAUAUUGCGUUGGAGAUGAAAUCCAUUUGGGAGAUGUGUUUCUAGCCCCACAGAUCCAUGCCGCCAUCAAUCGCUUCCAGAUUGAUAUGACGAAGUACCCAAUCUUGUCGCGACUUCACGACGCGUACAUGGAAAUCCCGGCAUUUCAAGCCGCACUGCCCCAGAAUCAGCCAGAUGCACCUUCAGCAAAAUAAUCAAGAAAUCAAGCCAGUUACAACUAUAUGCGUGUAAUUUCCACAAUAAUGAGGAAUGUAGUCUGCAAUGCAUGGAAGAACCUCUCAUAAGUCAUAACUUAUCAGGUUGUCUGAGUGUAUACACUUUGGCGUCCAUCUCGCCGAGGCGCGCGUACAUGCCAUGGCGAGCUGCCGGCCGGGCCCCGGCGCCAUGUAAAUUAAUAUUGAUCGAUUCACCACCAGUGAGAUUUGGCAAGAAAAAAGAAAGGUGAUUUGACGAA
Molecule: messenger RNA, 1106 nt
Organism: Aegilops tauschii subsp. strangulata
Lineage: Eukaryota; Viridiplantae; Streptophyta; Magnoliopsida; Poales; Poaceae
Product: glutathione S-transferase
Biological process (GO): glutathione metabolic process; L-phenylalanine catabolic process
Cellular component (GO): cytoplasm
Molecular function (GO): maleylacetoacetate isomerase activity; glutathione transferase activity
Source: RefSeq, a predicted model, not a curated record